AUGAAAGCGAUACCUGUGGAACAACGGGCUAAUAUUUAUGCAUUAGUCCAAGAAGGGUAUCCAACUCGGGUUGUGGCCAACAAAGCGAAAGUGUCUCAGUCAAUGGUAGUUAAAAUUUGCAAGAGGUAUGCGGCCGAAGCUACUUUUCUACCAGAACCAAGAUCAGGAUGUCCACGAUUGCUUACCGAGAACCAAGAGAACCCUGUUCAAUGGCUGUGA
Molecule: messenger RNA, 219 nt
Organism: Ambispora gerdemannii
Lineage: Eukaryota; Fungi; Glomeromycota; Glomeromycetes; Archaeosporales; Ambisporaceae
Source: the annotation of a GenBank genome assembly